CGGUCCUGUUUGUGUUGGUCCCAGCCGUGUUCCAGCACCAAAACCCUGGAGAUCGACGAGCACAGCCCAUCGCCGAGCGGCUCUCGGUGGAUGCCGCUGGCUCGCUCUGACCCAUCGAUCCUCCAAACCACUGCAGCGCCAUGGACCCGUCUCUGCAUCUCUUUGGCCUUCUGGGCUCGUACCAGCUCCGAACCAGCAUCCUCGGCUUCCUCUCCGCCAGGGAACUCUUUCGCAUCGAGGAGGUGUGCCGGCUCUUCCGCGAGCUUGUCCAGGAACAUCUCCAGCUCCGCCAAAGUCCAACAUUCUAUCGGCAAAGGGGCCGCCGGCCAAAGUUUGCAGUCACUCCGGCUCAGCCUCCGAGGGUGACACUCAAGAUCCUCGCAGACGACACACCCGAGUCUGCAGCCGACCGGAUUCUGCGUCAAGGCUAUGUUGCAGUCGAGGGUGGAUCCGAGAUUCUCCUGAUUGAGAACAUGAGUGCCCUCAACAACUCCCCAGACUUUUGGGUGCGAUUCGACUCGUUUUUUCUUGAGGAUCCCUUCGAUCGCGCGGGCAAUGUGCGCCUCAACGUAUGCACCCACACUGUCCCGUUCUGCCUGGAUGUUAGUCUGAUCGAGCGGUUUUAUCACCGGUCCGCCGAGACCCAUCCGCAAGCUCCUGGCCGUGUGCCCUCCAAAAUCCUGUGCUCGUUCUGCUCGGCGCAUACCGAUUUCCGUCUCAGCUUCGCGGCACGAGCCCCAGGGACAUUGGCAGCACCAUCCGAGGCGAUGCGCAACCGCCUGGUUCUCCUGCCAUGGGCUUUUGACGGGUCCAUCUACGGCAGUCCUGUGUAUCGAUCGCUCUAUCCGAUCAAGCACCACUAUCUGAAAACAAAGUUCUUCACGGACAACUCGACCAAAUACUCCUACCAAUGCGCAAUCAAGGGCUUGUAGCUGUGUGUAGGGACUCUAGCAUUGGCUUGUGGACACUCUUUCAUUAAGAUCCAUCCUUCCGCUGCAAGAGAAUACCACUUCGGUCUCCUUGGACAUACUUUCUUGGCCAUGAAUGCGAUGAGUAGGUGGGUGUAUUCAGGUCGCAGAAAAAGACACUGUCAUGGCUCAAAACGGGGGUGUCCCAUUUCAUUGUGGAAUCGCUGUAGUUGCCUAUCUGAAUGACAUCGACUUGUGCUCGCACUGUUGCGAUGGGAUAUCGACCACCGAGACAUUGGGGUCUUGGACAGACUCCAUGGACCAACUGACUCUAUGGGACGGACGCUCAGGGCGAUGAUUUGAA
Messenger RNA from Polychytrium aggregatum, 1272 nucleotides. RefSeq lists its product as uncharacterized. The record is from RefSeq and is a predicted model, not a curated record. The coding region runs from base 141 to 932 and encodes 263 amino acids. Gene Ontology annotation, molecular function: protein binding. Lineage: Eukaryota; Fungi; Chytridiomycota; Chytridiomycetes; Polychytriales. The transcript has a single exon.